AUGGCAGCGCCCGACGUGAGCGUGCACAUGGAGGAGGUGGUGGUGGUGACGACGCCCGACACGGUGGACGGCAGCGGCGUGGAGGAGGUGAAGACGGUGCUCGUCACCACCAACCUGUCCCAGCACGGCGGUGACAUCAAUGAAGACACCCUGGAGACGGAAAACGCAGCCGCGGAGGCAGCUGCUGCCUUCACAGCCUCCACGCACCUGAAGGAAGCCGUCCUAGUGAAGAUGGCUGAAGAUGAGGACAGCCUGGAGGCAGAGAUCGUUUACCCCAUCACCUGUGGCGACAGCAAGGCCAACCUCAUAUGGCGAAAAUUUGUGUGCCCUGGGAUCAACGUGAAGUGUGUGCAGUUUAACAAUCACCUGAUUAGCCCCAAGGAGUUUGUCCACUUGGCGGGCAAGUCAACCCUAAAGGAUUGGAAGCGAGCGAUCCGGAUGAACGGGAUCAUGCUCCGGAAGAUCAUGGACUCAGGAGAGCUGGAUUUCUACCAGCACACUAAGGUCUGUUCCAACACGUGCCGGAGCACUAAAAUUGACCUGACCGGAGCCAGGGUGUCCUUGACCAGCCAGACAUCAACGGAAUAUAUUCCUCUCACUCCUGCUUCUGCAGAUGUGAACGGCUCCCCGGCGACGAUCACCAUAGAAACGUGCGAGGAUGGCGGCGACUGGAGCCCCAGCGUUGGAGAUGAUGCUUUUGCUUUCUGGCGAGGGCUGAAGGAUGCCGGUGUCCUGGAGGAGGUGAUCCAGGAGUUCCACCAGGAGCUGGUGGAGACCAUAAAAGGCYUGCAGGAGCGAGCGCAGGAUUCCCCGCUGCAGCUCAGCGAUGCUGUUUUACUCAACAACAUUGUGCAGAACUUUGGCAUGUUGGACCUGGUCAAGAAGGUCCUGGCUAGCCACAAAUGUCAGAUGGAUCGCUCGAGAGAACAGUACACGCGGGACUUGGCAGCUCUGGAGCAGCAGUGUGACGAGCACCGCAAGCGGGCCAAGGAGCUGAAGCACAAAUCGCAGCACCUCAACAACGUGCUGAUGACUCUCACCCCCGUCUCCGUCCCGACGCCCCUGAAACGGCCCAGGCUCACGAGGGCCACGUCGGGGCCGGCUGCCAUCACGUCCCAGGUGCUGUCGCCGCCGGCGCAGCUCGCGGUGGCUCCGGGGGUGCCCGUCUCCCAGCUCGCCAGCCUCCCGCUCGGCAAAGUGGUGUCGUCGCUGCCCACGUCGGUGCUGGCGAAAAGCCCCUCGCAGGCGCCGGCGGCGAGCUCGCCCGCGUCGCCGCUCCUGGGCGGGUACACCGUGCUGGCCUCCGCCGGCACCGGCUUCCCCGGCGCCGUGGAGAUCCACCCGGACGCUUCCAACCUCACGGUGCUCAGCACCGCGGCCAUGCAGGACGGCAGCACCGUGGUGAAGGUGGUGAGCCCCUUCCAGCUGCUCACGCUGCCGGGCCUCGGCACCGCCAUCCAGAACGUGACCCAAAUGGCUCCCGGCGGGAGCGCCAUCGUGACGGUGCCGUCGGGCGCCGCGGCGGGCGACGAACACGCCACCACCAUCGAGGUGACCGCAGUGGCCGACGAGGCGGAGCAGAAGUGACGGGGGGCCUUGCCUGGAGGGACGUUUUCCGUGACGCUCUGGGUGGAACUGCCUUUUYUCCGGCUGUGCUGGGGAAAGGGGGAGCAGUGUAAAGAGGGCACAGGUCCAUGAGACUCGGGAUGGCUGAAAUCAGGUCACGAGGAGCUCGAGUCAGAGAGCAGAGAGGAAGAGGGAGGAAAAAGACACC
Molecule: messenger RNA, 1774 nt
Organism: Nothoprocta perdicaria
Lineage: Eukaryota; Metazoa; Chordata; Aves; Tinamiformes; Tinamidae
Gene: GMEB2
Product: glucocorticoid modulatory element binding protein 2
Exons: 9
Coding region: 1-1587 (528 amino acids)
Biological process (GO): positive regulation of transcription by RNA polymerase II
Cellular component (GO): nucleus
Molecular function (GO): DNA-binding transcription activator activity, RNA polymerase II-specific; RNA polymerase II cis-regulatory region sequence-specific DNA binding
Source: RefSeq, a predicted model, not a curated record